AUGGAUAAACUCUUCGGCCGCCUGCGCAAAAGUAGCUUCGGCUCCUCCUCCUCCUCCUCCCCCCGUCCCAAGGAGACCGCGCCGCCCCGGCGUCUCUACAUUACAUCCAACACGCCGCGAUGCGACCAUGCGCUUCUCGGGCGCUUGCAGACCGAGGGCUUCAGCGUCGAGUACCUGCCUUUUCUGUUCGCAAGUAAGGACGACGAGCGAGAUCGCAAGGAACUCGAGAAACUGAUUCGCGAGCGCGAGGAUGAUCUGGAGCCUGGCGAGAGGUACGCGAUUCUGGCAUAUAACCGUCCCGCUUAUCUUUUGCUCCUCUCUCAUCACCAAGCAUCAACUACAAACCCGUUCCCGCUUCUCGGUGCUUUCGUCGCCUUCUACCCGCUCCCUUUGCAGUCGGCCGCCUCUGCAACUUCCUCCGUCUACGAGACGCUUCCCCUCCUCCCGAUCCAGAUUCAUCUAGCCGGGUAUCAAAGCCAUGCUCUCUGGGACCCAUCCGCCGAGCCCCCGAGCAGAAAGCGCCACAGAUGCCAUCUCUUUUUCUACCCCGAGUCCGAGCCGGGGUUUGCCGAGCCCACGUCCGAGGCCUACGACCCCAUGAGCGCGCGCUUGGCGUGGAGCCGUGCGCUGGAUUGUCUGAAGCGAGGGUUUGGGUGGCCGGCGGGGAACUGGAAGAUUCCGGAGCCCGAGGUUGUCUGGGAAGAGUAUUGGAGGAAGAUCUUCGAUAGUUCGCGGAGUAAAGAAGCGCGGACGCGAGAGGAGAUGGAGAACCAUGCAGAUAGGAUGCUGGACAUGAUUUACAACGGCGCUGGAAAUCUGGAGGCUGCCCAGAAGGCCGUUGUGAAUUGCGUUGCUGCCCCUGUUGGAGGAUCGACCCCGGCGAAGAUUGCGGCGUUUUAUACAUCCCAGUUUAUGCCAGUUGGUCCGCCGUCCCAGAACAUCCGGUUGCUCUCUCGGACUGCUGGUGUCGACCGUGUUGUUGACGAACUCUUGCUCUCGUUUGACCACACAGAGGAGAUUCCCUGGUUGUUGCCUCGGGUGCCGCCGACUGGGCGGUCGGUUCGAAUUCCGCUCGUCAUGACGGCGAGUUUCUGCGCAGGAAAGAUUGCCCGUCACAACAUCUACUGGGAUCAAGCCAGUGUCCUGGUGCAGGUUGGCUUGUUAGAUCCGGCGCUUAUUCCGAGUGGUUUCCAGGCCACGGGGCCGAAUCAUGAAGGUAGAGAAUCUGUGGAGAGACUUCCAGUCGUCGGAGGAGAAGCUGUCGAAAGGACUUUUGACCCGUUAACGUAG
Messenger RNA from Aspergillus ochraceoroseus IBT 24754, 1290 nucleotides. RefSeq names its product dienelactone hydrolase. Lineage: Eukaryota; Fungi; Ascomycota; Eurotiomycetes; Eurotiales; Aspergillaceae. The transcript is spliced from 3 exons. The record is from RefSeq and is a predicted model, not a curated record. The coding region runs from base 1 to 1290 and encodes 429 amino acids. Gene Ontology annotation, biological process: polyketide metabolic process.